Helianthus annuus (common sunflower) is the source of this 1428-nucleotide messenger RNA. RefSeq lists its product as uncharacterized. The transcript is spliced from 2 exons. NCBI's taxonomy places the organism in Eukaryota, Viridiplantae, Streptophyta, Magnoliopsida, Asterales, Asteraceae. The coding region runs from base 1 to 1419 and encodes 472 amino acids. Gene Ontology annotation, molecular function: RNA nuclease activity. The record is from RefSeq and is a predicted model, not a curated record.
AUGGCUAGGUCGGAUGAGGUAAGUAGUCGUCCGAAGGAGAACCACGAUAAUGCAAAGAUACAGUUAACUAGCGCAGAGCUAAAAGCGCUUGUGGAUGAUGCGGUUGCUAAAGCAUUAGAAAGACAGUACAGCGAUUACAGUGAGACCCAAAGUAGGACCUUGUCUUCACCGCAUAUCAAAACCAAGACUCAAUCGAAGUCUCGUGGCAAGCCACCAUCUGUCCAACCCAAGCCUAAAAAGGAAGAAUCUAAGAAGGAUGAUGAUAGACAUUCUUCGAAUAAAAAUGGUAAUCAUUCCAAGAAAAUUGUGCUUGAUGAUGCCCCGCGUGCUAAGGGUUGCACACUUACCUUUGGUAGACUCAUCUUUAGACAUUAUCAUUUCAACAAGAGCCAAACUCCCAAAAUUCCAGACCCAUUUGCUUCGGUUCAGAGUACUGGCCGAAACGUUGUGGCGGAUUUCUGGGACUUGGAUAACAAACCUCCAAGAUCAGUAUCUCCAUUUGAUGCUGCUAUUAGAUUGAAAAAGGCUGCUGAAUCGUUCGGGGCUGUUCGGUACAAGAUAGCUUAUGCUAAUCAACAUUCCUUUGAUUAUGUUCCUGCUGAGAUUAAGGAACACAGGCGAGAUAGGAGAAAAUUAAACCAGCUGGAAAAUAAGGGUGUUGUAAAACCGGUAGAACCCUAUAUAUGUCGUGUUUGUGGGAGGAAGUUCUAUACAAAUGAAAAGCUUAUUAACCAUUUUAAGCAAAUCCACGAGCGUGAGCACCAGAAGCGAGUGAGCCAGAUUGAAUCAGCUAAAGGUAGUCAAAGGGUAAAAUUAGUGGGAAAAUACUCUAUGAAAAUGGAAAAGUAUAAUAAUGCUGCGAGAGAUAUUUUAACUCCAAAAGUCAGGUAUGGAUUGGGAGAUGAGUUAAAACGGGCAGGGUAUUGUGUUAGUGUUGUUUCGAAUAAACCGCAAGCUGCAGAUGUUGCAUUGAGAAACCACAUGGUGGAUAUGAUGGAUAGACGGCAGAUGGAGUGUUUGAUACUCGUGUCGGAUGAUUCUGAUUUUGUUAAGGUUUUAAAGGAGGUGAGAUUGAGAUGUUUGAAAACAGUGGUUGUGGGUGAUAGCAACGAUGGGGCUCUGAAGAGGGUUUCCGAUGCGGCUUUUUCAUGGGAAGAGAUUAUUAUGGGAAAGGCUAAAAAGGAAGCAGUAUCUGUUGUGGGGCGGUGGAAAGAUAGAGAUAUUUUGAAAAGGUUGGAGUGGACAUAUAAUCAUGAACGGGAGAGGAAGUUAUAUGGUUCAUGUUCUGAGGAUGAUGAUGAAAAUGAUGAUUUUGAUGCCAGUAACUUAAUUUCUGAUGAAGUUAAAAAAGAUGAAAGUUGUGCUUGGUGGAAACUUGAGUCGGAUUCAGAUGUUGCUGCUGCUGCUGAAUCUUCCUAAUUACUAGCA